ACACACACACACACACACACACACACACACACACACAGAGACACAGCAUUUGCACUCACAAUUUUCCUUCUUCGACGAGCGCUCUCCGGCACGACAAUUCCGUCAUUUCCGCGUUGGCAAUACCGCCCAUGCGCCGAUCUGCCUCGUGCCGGCUCCGCGUUGGCUGAGGUCACACCUGCGUCGUACGGAUGCCCGUCUCUACCGGUAUCGAUCACACAGGCGGCUAGGCGUUCCAGGCGGGAAGCAAUACAGAGCCCAUCGCAAGUUUAUGUCGCCGGAAGCGUAUCCGAAUUGUUUUUCUUCAGCUCACCUUUAUUUGUCUUGUCUUAUCAGUCAUCCGUCGCCUCGAUCCACGUGCAUCGAAACGUAUACGUUUGUCCUGAGCAGAUUAGAAAACUGUGCCCGCUUAACACUGAGUUGUUCAGUUAAAACGAAGAAGGUGUGCAACUAGGACACCGUACUGUACUUCGUCAGCCCAGGCCAUGACAAACAUGCCGCACACCGAAGCCGCAGACGACAUGCCGGUGACCCAAGGUAACCGAAAUGUCACAAACAAAAAGCCAAGGCAUCAGCUCGUCAGGGGCACACCAUUCGCCACUGCUUUCCGCCGCGAGUGCAUAGAGUCUGCCAUGGACUACGUCCACAGAGAAGGUGACCUGUUCAUCGUCACUUACAUGAAGUGCGGCACGACGUGGAUGCAGCACAUCGUGUACCUCAUCCAGAACGGCGGCGUGCCUCCUGCAAACGCGGCCGAGUUUCAUGGCGCGUCCCCUUACUUUGAGGUCUGCGGCUCCCAAUGCGUGCGCUGGAGUCCGAAGGGACCAGGUUCCAUAAAGAGCCACCUACCAUUGCACCGAACGGGUUACUCUUCGGAGGCGCGCUACAUAGUCGUUAUACGCAACCCUUUCGACGCCGCGGUGUCGUUACACCACUUUUGGCGCAUGGUCUCGUCGUAUGAGUAUGACGGGGACUUCGAUGACUCCUUCGAGAACUUCCUAGCGGGCACAAUCGACAGCGGGGACUACUUUGACUUCUACAAGGGUUGGUGCCGACGCAUCCACGAUCCCAACGUGCUCUUUCUCGUCUACGAAGACAUGAAGAAGGAGCCCGAAGCAGCCGUGCGAAAGGUCGCGAGGUUUCUUGGACCCCAGUACGAGGACAGCUUGCUGGCCAGUGACGGCAAGGUACUGAAGGACGUGCUCAAGUACAGCAGCUUCGAGGAGAUGAAAAAGUACACGAACAACAUGAUCUACGACUUCUACAAGGGAGAGUUCCCGUUCCGAGGAGAGGAGUACGACGGUCUGCGCUAUCUACACACAGUCGUUCGCGGUGGUUCCGGCUCUGCUCCUGACGACGACCCCGGUAGUUCGGCGGACAAGAUAGACUACGUGCGGAAGGGAGUCGUUGGCGACUGGAAGAACUAUUUCUCCUCCGAGCAAGUCAGGCGUCUGAGCGAGAAGUUUCGGAGGGAGACCCGCGACACCGUUAUUGCCGACCUGUGGCCAGAGUUGAAUAUUGGCAGCCAAGAGAGUACUUGAAGUCCAUAAAAAGUGAAAUGGAUCUUUUCCCAAUAGAACUAUUAUGCGCUCAGUGCUUUAGUCUUCAUGUCAAACGUUCCGCAUGGACACUGAAGUGUAAGGUACAGUGAUGUUUUCUUGACAACGUGGUCAUGUAUGACAUCCCUAUCAAAAAAUCUCAUAUGACACGCAUGACACGUGUCCAAUAAUUUUGUAUGAUCAUACGAGAACACAUAUGAUUCAUAUGUCUCCAUGCGGCAUUAUUGGAUACGAGGCAUAUGUGUCAUAUGAGAAUUUCCGUAGGGUAUGAUAUCUUUUUGUGUGGAGAUAAAUAAAAUGGCAUUAACUAUAAAAUCCGAGAGAAAAUAUGUAGGCUGUAACGCAUGCGAAGGGAUAACCAAACUCUGUGGAAAGGUUCGUGAGGCACAUAAGGCUUUCACCUUAAUUAAAUUAUUGUGACGUAUGUCGCUUAAAUCGUUAAAGCGGGAAGCAAUCGCGAUAAUGUAGCGCACUACUUAUGUCACGUACGCUUCCCGAAG
Rhipicephalus sanguineus (brown dog tick) is the source of this 2056-nucleotide messenger RNA. Its product is annotated as sulfotransferase 1C4. Gene Ontology annotation, cellular component: cytoplasm. The coding region runs from base 483 to 1538 and encodes 351 amino acids. The record is from RefSeq and is a predicted model, not a curated record. Gene Ontology annotation, molecular function: sulfotransferase activity. Gene Ontology annotation, biological process: sulfation. The transcript has 2 exons. NCBI's taxonomy places the organism in Eukaryota, Metazoa, Arthropoda, Arachnida, Ixodida, Ixodidae.